GCGCGGAGCGUCCGCCUUUCUCCAUUUUUCUUAUUUUUAUAUUUAUUAUUUUUUAAUUCAUUAAACCUGCAACUCAUAAACCCCCCUCUUUCUCACUCUCUCUCUCUCAUAGUCGCCGGAUAGUCAUCUCAUUGCCGCCGGAAACUGGGUGCCAGGGGGAGGUCAUCGCAGGGGCCGGAAAGGCAGGAUUUGGCUUUUCAGGGGUGCUUAAGGUUUCAAUUUGAGGAUUCCAGCCAGGUCUCUUGUUCUCGUGGUACUAGCAAGGAAAGCAGACAGAUUUGUGCCAGUCAGACAGAACAAUGGCAACUGUCUCACGCCCUUUCAGUGGGAAUCUAAAGAAAGCUCUUGCUGGCUUAAGAAGGAUCAAUUUAGAGGGUUUGAGAUGGAGAGUUUUUGAUGCAAAGGGGCAGGUUCUUGGAAGAUUAGCAUCACAUAUAUCUACCGUUCUUCAAGGAAAAGAUAAGCCAACGUACACACCAUAUCGUGAAGAUGGGGACAUGUGCAUUGUACUUAAUGCAAAAGAUGUGUGUGUCACUGGGAGAAAGUUGACUGAUAAGUUCUACUAUUGGCACACAGGGUAUGUGGGCCACCUUAAACAGAGGAGCUUGAAAGACCAGCUAGCGAAGGAUCCCACAGAAGUUAUCCGUAAGGCUGUGUUGCGGAUGCUUCCUAGAAACAAACUGAAAGAUGACAGAGAUCGGAAACUAAGAAUUUUCUCUGGUGAUGAGCAUCCUUUUGUUGACCGACCUUUAGAGUCUUAUGUAAUGCCACCCAGGAAAGUAAGGGAGAUGCGCCCCAGAGCAAGGCGAGCAUUGAUCCGAGCACAGAAAAAGGCAGAACAAAGUGUGGCAGGAAAAACCAGGAAACCCAAGGAGCAAGCUGAGGUAGUGACAGGGGUAGAUGUAUAAUUUUCUUUUUCAUGUUUUGAUUGGUUUCUUCAUUUUUGGCAUUUAAUAUAAAUGAGACAAUGACGGCCAUAAUAUGAAUACUUUUGUUGUUCCAUCUUUUAGAAACAUGGGAAUUGAGGGGAAUUGUCUUGUCGACUCU
Messenger RNA from Nymphaea colorata (pocket water lily), 1047 nucleotides. RefSeq lists its product as uncharacterized. Bases 300 to 908 code for a protein of 202 amino acids. Gene Ontology annotation, cellular component: mitochondrial large ribosomal subunit; ribosome. The record is from RefSeq and is a predicted model, not a curated record. The transcript is spliced from 7 exons. Gene Ontology annotation, molecular function: structural constituent of ribosome; mRNA binding. Lineage: Eukaryota; Viridiplantae; Streptophyta; Magnoliopsida; Nymphaeales; Nymphaeaceae. Gene Ontology annotation, biological process: negative regulation of translation; translation.